Messenger RNA from Cyanistes caeruleus (blue tit), 2733 nucleotides. RefSeq lists its product as uncharacterized. Lineage: Eukaryota; Metazoa; Chordata; Aves; Passeriformes; Paridae. The record is from RefSeq and is a predicted model, not a curated record.
GUUGUUGCCACCACUACAACAGAGACAUACCUUAAUUCAAAAAAUUGAAAUUUUGGCAAAUUUGAUAAAGCAAGGGAGGAAGCGAUUGUGGCAAAUUAUGGGAGCAGAUCCAGCUGUAAUUCAGAUACCAAUAAAAAAGGACACUUUAGAUUGGUAUUUAAUUCACAGCUCCACAUUGCAAGAAGCAUUGCUUGACAAUAGCAGUGUGAUCAGUACUGAGGAAGUGCCUCAAAUACCAUUACGAUGGAUAGGCCAGCAGAAUUGGAUUGAGAAGCCCAAACGAUCAUUUGUGUCGUUACCAGGGGCAUCAACUGUGUUCACUGAUGCUGGAAAGAAAUCUCGCACAGCUGCUGCUACAUGGCAAGAUUCAGAAGGACAAUGGAAUCAUCAUAUUAUUCCAGCUCAAAAGGAGGAUACACUACAAACUCUGGAGGCCUGUCUGGGUGCCGAGCCGAUGGACUAAACCUGCUGAUCCCAGUGGUUUACCUUCAGCUGAUCCAGAAAAUUCAGCAGAUACUUCUCGCUCUCUACCAUCAACAUAGAGACGGGAUCUGAUGAACUCUCACAUUCAAAUCUUGUGUACAGUACCAGAUUGUGAAUGUUAUCCUUUUGUAUGUUACAUUUGUAAGGUGUGUAAGGAAAGGUGGUGGAUACAUUCUAAGUGGGGUAGAUCUCCAAGAGGGAUUUGUACAGAGUGUUAUAACUUUGAAAGAAAUUUGACUGAGAUUGCGUUACAAGAAGGUGUGCAAACAGGACAAUUUGAAAAAGGAUCUGAUAGAUGGUGGGAGAUUUUUGCUUUUGGGGUAAAUCCAGAAAACUAUUGUUAUCAUCCUAAUACCCCUUUACCGUUUAUUAUUGAAAUAAACACAAUACGUUGUCGUAAGAAACUUACACAAGUCAGGUGUGAUAUCCCAGGGGUAAAAAAUAAAAAUUGGGAGCAAUUCUUAAAAUGGCAGUCUCGAGAGAAAGGGUCUUUCCCUGAAAGUUAUCCCUGCUGCUGGGAAGAUGGAACACCCCGUGGUUCGAAGCAACCGAAUCAACGGGCGAGGCAGAGGAGUAAAAGAAAAGGGAAGCAAGAUCCAGCCAAGAUGCUGGGUGAACUGCUGCAAUCCUUUUAAAGUCCUUAAGGGACUAUCUCUGAUCAGGUUGUUAUUAUUGUAGUUUACCAUGAUAAAGGAAAAUGAAGGGUUUUUGAUUGACAUGGAUGAAAGACAAAAUAUGUGGGUAACGUGGGCUAAUCAAACUGGACAGGAUAAUUUUUGCCUUUCAAUGGCUACCCCUUCGGAUCCUUUUCGAACUUGUUUAGUGGGCGCACCUUUAGAUGAUUCACUCAGUGCCACAAUGUUUAAAAACUGGACAAAGAAUUGGAAAACACCCAAGGAAGCAAACAAAACAUUAUGUGAAAUUCCAUCAGGUAAAUUCAGGAUCAAUAUCUGUGACAAAGGUUUAAUUCAGGCAAAUCCCAUUGGUGCUCAAAAUUGGUACAUUGCUACAGGUUUAAAUGUUACUGGGUCAGAACCACAAGAGUUAAGACUGUUAGGUUCAACCCUUAGCAAUUACUGUUUAAAUUUUGUCAAUAGGGCUAGGAACAAUCAUGUAAAAAAGUCUCAUGGGCCAAAUGGUACAAAUGUUUCUCCACAAAAUUUGCUAUAUUUGCAAAAUAAUGAUACAUACUGUGGCAAUUGGUCUCGUAAAGUAAAUUCUAGCAAUACACCUUUACAAUUACCACCUGGUGUUUUUCUAAUUUGUGGAGAUCGUGCAUGGCAAGGACUGCCAGCAAACACUUAUGGAGGGCCUUGUUAUUUUGGGAAAUUGACAUUGUUUGCACCCACUAUACAGCAACUAUUAAGAGCCAAUAGAACCAGGUUACGAAAAAGGAGAAGUGUGUUUCAAUUGGGACCAGAAUGCAAAGAUCAGGUUGAACUUUGGGAACAACCUACAGUGAUUGUGUCAUCUAUUUUUACACCUGGAGUUUCUAGUGCUCAAGCCUUCACACAGUUACGACGACUGGCAUGUUGGACAGGAAAACAGUUUAAUAUUACAUCAAAGGUUUUGUCUGAUUUGCUUUUGGAUAUGAACAGUGUUAGGCAUGCUGUAUUGCAGAAUAGAGCUGCUAUUGAUUUUUUGCUAUUAGCACAGGGCCAUGGCUGUGAAGACUUUGAUAGGAUGUGUUGCAUGAAUCUUUCUGACCAUUCAGUGUCUAUUCACACUCGUCUUCAACAACUACAGAGAAAUAUGAAAAAAUUAACCAUGGAAACAAAUCCAUUAGAGGAAUGGUUUCAAUCCCUAGGUCUCACAGGAUGGUUAAAAAAUUUGGCACAAAUGGCAAUUGUUGUUAUAUUGAUCAUUGUGAUUGUGUUACUGUUUAUUCCUUGCAUACUGCAAUGCUUACAAAACAUGAUAAAAAGGGCUACUUCUACAGUUUUGUUAGUACAAAAAGAAAACAGGGGAAUUGUAGAGGAAUGGCUAGAGAGCAAAGGUCAUAUUCCCAUGCAGCAGUUAGCUGGGAAAGAGCUAGACAAUGGAGUACAGUUGGUGUGAGAUGUUGCAAAAGUCAGGAAGGCCUUGGUGAUAACUGUUAACUGAGAACAGGACACUGUGAUCAGAAGAAUGUGAAUUCAGUAUAGAUGAGCGAUCACAGGAAUGUAGAAUUAGGUGGAGUUGACCUUAAAUGAAAUAUCCAAUAAUGAGCUUGCUUUUGCACUAUGUGUGAGCCUAAUUAUUGAUGCUAUA